Molecule: messenger RNA, 337 nt
Organism: Dentiscutata erythropus
Lineage: Eukaryota; Fungi; Glomeromycota; Glomeromycetes; Diversisporales; Gigasporaceae
Source: the annotation of a GenBank genome assembly
AGAAAAAGUUAGAAAAACAAGAAAGGAGAGAUCAAUAAGCAGCCCACUACAAAAGACCCCUGUAUUAUCUUUGCAGGAAGAACCAACAAUAACUGAAGUACAAGAGAAACUUCCAAAAAAAAAUAUUCAUGUUUUAAACUUAGAAGAAAAUCCCAAAGAGAAUGCUAAAGAUUUAGCUAAUCUUGAUAUAACGAUGAUGCAUACAGAAGAGGUAACUAAGAAGAAUGAUAAAAAUGAUGACAAGCUAGAAUCCUUCCACAUUCAAGAAGAGGUAGAAAAUCAACUUUUGCUCAAUAAAGCUCCAAGAAAUAAGCUAACAAUGAAGAAUCCAGCAUGA